AUGGAUUCCGAUGAUUCAUCCGGAUCUUCUAACGAGUCCGCUGAUUACGAAGAGCGUGUACAGAAUGUGCUUCUUCAAGCCGCCGAACUAAUUAGACGACAGAUUGACGAACAACCUGCCUCAGUCAUUAGAAGAAGGGUACCAGUUGAUCGUGAUCGUAUUGAAGCACACGCUCGUUUGAUGCAUGACUAUUUUGCUGAAGAACGGCGAUAUCCACCCAGACUUUUUAGACGAAGGUUUCGUAUGUCAAAAAAUUUAUUUGAGCGGAUAGUCGGUGAUUUGGAGGCUAGGUACCCAUAUUUUCAGAUGAGAUAUGACCGUGCUGGGCGCAGAGGGUUUGUCGGGGUACAAAAGUGUACAUCUGCAAUUCGUCAAUUGGCAUAUGGCGUUAACAGUGAUUUCCUUGACGAGUAUUUGCAGAUGUCUGAGCGAACAUCAAGGGAAUCUUGCCUAAAUUUUUGUGUUGGUAUACGGGAAAUUUAUGGAGCAAGAUACCUACGGAGACCGAAUCCGUCCGAUCUUCCGCGUAUAUACGAUGUUAAUGAACAAGUUGUUGGUUUUCCCGGUAUGAUCGCUGUAGCAUCAAACGAUCUAUGGAUUUGGAAUGCGUACUUUGGACAGCAAGGUUCUCACAACGAUAUCAAUGUGUUUGAAUCAUCGCCAAUUCUUGAAGAAAUUGUAAACGGAUUGGCACCCACUGCUCCGUUUUGGGCAAACGGAAACUUCUACGAGAAGGGAUACUAUUUGGGCGACGACAUCUAUCCCGAAUAUGCUACAUUUGUGAAGACCUUUUCCGACCCGAUCGAUGAAAAAAGAAGACAUUUUAAGAAGAAACAAGAGUCGGCACGAAAGGGUAUUGAGCGGGCUUUCGGUGUGCUUAAAAAACGAUGGAAGGUGCUAAAACAUCCGGCACUAUAUUGGGACAAAAGAAAUAUGCAGGAUGUUUGUUAUGCUUGUAUCAUUUUACAUAACAUGAUCCUGGAGGACGAAAACAAGGCCGUAUGCCAAGACUACAACGCCCAAGAACCGAGUCUCAAUCCAGAUUAUUGGAGGCGCAUAACUCCAACGGAAGUUCGUAUCCAAAAUCUGCAUGCCGUCAAAAACCGUGAAACCCACAACAUGCUAACGACAGAUUUGGUUGACCAUCUUUGGGCGAACACACCACAUGACUUCGAGCCUGCAGCCGAUCCCUUCGUCGAUCUGCGAGAGUAUGUUAGCACCGACGACGACGACUCCGAUUAG
This is a messenger RNA of Erigeron canadensis, 1242 nucleotides long. Its product is annotated as protein ALP1-like. The transcript is spliced from 4 exons. Lineage: Eukaryota; Viridiplantae; Streptophyta; Magnoliopsida; Asterales; Asteraceae. The record is from RefSeq and is a predicted model, not a curated record. Bases 1 to 1242 code for a protein of 413 amino acids.